Messenger RNA from Syngnathus typhle (broad-nosed pipefish), 3978 nucleotides. It is a transcript of the gene tango6, whose product is annotated as transport and golgi organization 6 homolog (Drosophila). Bases 107 to 3334 code for a protein of 1075 amino acids. The record is from RefSeq and is a predicted model, not a curated record. Gene Ontology annotation, biological process: protein secretion. The transcript has 18 exons. Lineage: Eukaryota; Metazoa; Chordata; Actinopteri; Syngnathiformes; Syngnathidae.
UUUAAGCGACAGUAACACGUUUAUAAACAAGUUGGCUAACGAUUAAAAAUAGACAUGCAGUAAAAUAAGGAAUUAUUCACACGUUGGAUAUCUAUUUGAUGACAAAAUGACUACGGCAAUAAUCUCGGCGUUGAAUGUGCUUACAAAACCUGUUGGUGAGGCAUCUGGACAUAAUGCACAAAGCUCAAAGGAGGAGGCGCUUUUGUUAGCAUUGCGGGCAAACAGAGAAGUUCUCCUGGAGCAGCUGCACAGUGACCACAGUUUGCAGGAGGCGAAGGAACUGAGGGAAGAUGCGAUUGCUCACGCAAACUGGUUCCUAAAUGAUACAGAGGAUGCAAUAUGGAGCUUUGUCCAGGAGUGUCUCCUUCUGCUGCUCAGUUUAGCACGCCAGCUCUCUGCUGAACUCGAGCUUUUUAAGCAAACACCUGCUCCCUCUGCCAAACUACACACCCCUGAGAUGGCUCCACCCUUACCACCAGACGUCCUCAGUUUCACUCAACAGAAAACAGUUGGGGCAGCCCUUCAGUUUGUGGUUUCUUUUGGCCUCUGCCCAUUUUUGGCUCCAGGAGUCGGUGUGCCACUGGGUCACAGGUCUGCAUUUGGCGCAAUGGUGGAAAAAAUGGUGAAUCCUCAUAGUGCUGUUAGAGCACCACACCAGCUUCUCACAACGACAACUAUCUUGUUGCGUUUAGCGGAACUGUCAUCUCUUGCCACUCUGGUGUUCACCCGACACCUAGGAGAUGUGAUGGCGGCACUCUGUCAGCUUGGCUAUCAGCCGCAGAAGUCCAAGACAAGCAGCACAAAGGAUAUGCAGGAGUUCAGUGAAGAGGAACGUAGAAAUAGUCGAGAGGCUCUCCAAAGUCUUCUGCUAAAAGUCUAUCAGCCAGUCGUGAUCAAGGAGCUCCUUAUUUUACAAGGUGGAGCCAAACAGUCGAGUCCAGAAGCAAGGUCCAGUGGUUCCAGAAGCAGGACAGCUCCUGGUUGGCUGAGGCGCCUUUGUGGUCAGUUACUGUCUGAGCGUCUGAUGCAACCAAAUGGAGUCCAAGCUGUAGUCAGAGCCAUCCUGCAAGGAGGAACAGGUGAGUCAGACUGGAAGAAAUGUGACGGGAUUGCCAAGAUUCUCACAGCAUGCCCGCAGCAGUCUGCUUCAGCCGACGCUUACUAUAAGCAAGUCUGUUCUCAGAUCCUCGAGCUCCUGCACCUCAAAGACACCUUCACAGCUCAACAGUUUCAGUGUGUGGCCACCAGGACAGCUCUCCACCUGAUUCAAGACAAGACCAGUUUUGCUCAGCCCUACUUGCUGCUUCCUCUGUUGGGUCCUCUCUACCACUGCAUCACUGGUGCUGAUGAUGUUCAGGGCCAAGUUGCUGUGGAGGAAUGGGAGAUGACACAGUGUGUAGAGGACAUUAACAAGAUUUGGGUUAUGGGCAACAGUCCUUCGACGCGUCUUCUCGGCGCAUUAGAAGAAGUGCUUCCAGUUGUCUUCACACUCUUCUGUUUCACCAAGCAGAAUGUCUCCAACCUACGAGGCCCGUGUCAGGAUAUUUUACUGUGGUAUCUGAGCCAUGCUGAGACCUCUGUGGUCCUGUCACUACUCAGGCAGCUCUCAGGUUUGAAGGAUCAGAAGAAUGAUGUAGCAAUAGGCUUUCAUUUCACCCCUGGCAGCAAUGGUGGAGUUCAACUUAGCUGCAGAGAAGGCUGCAGUGAUGAGGAUGAUGCGCUGUAUGAAAAGCUGUCGGGGGAGCAGUGGAGGUUGGAAUGUCUGAUGCACCUGCUGGCUGAACUCAAAGACAGUGAUGGCCCUGGAGAUUUCUUCCUUGACCUGCUGCAUGAGCUAACAAGCUGGGCGGCAGUGGCAGCAGAAGAAGAGGAGAAAGAUGGACAGCAAUUGGACAUAGCCUCCAUGACUCUCUUGGAGUUGGAGCAGCAGCAACAGGGUUGUGUUGCAAGGCAAAGCCACGCAUUGGCUUUGCUUCACUUGUUGGCCGCAAUGGUGGAGUCCCUUCAGCAUACUGUUGUGCUGAGAAAGAACAUACAGGUGGUUGAUUUUAUUGACUCACUGCUUCAGAGGGCAUGCAUUGUUCUGGAGAAGGCAAAUGGUGCUAUUAUUGAAAGCCCAAUAGAAAACCAAACGCUGAGUAUGGGGAUGGGCCUGGUGGCAACUCUGCUCUCUGGACCCCAGCUUACUGUUGACGUCUACUCAUCAAUGUCAAGACUGCUCCGGCCGCUCGAAACUCUUUCUCAGCGACACCCAGAGGUGUUCAUCCAGGAACUGGCUUCAAAUUUAAGAGCAAUCAUUGCCACUCACGGUGCCUACCGACCAGAUAACCUGACUAGCGGCGCCUUCCCAGGCUCCAAAGACUGUCAUGUGUCACCCAAUGACAACAAUUUGCCUUCAAUGAGAAAAAAUACAAUUGAAACUAAAACACAGACUUGUCCUCCAUCACCUCUGUCUCUCAACAACACGCUUCAACAAUCCCAUAUCAAACAAUCAACGCCCUCUGAGGGAUCUUCGGCAGGUGAAAGUUCACGUUCCUCUAAGGCCUUUUCUGAUUGGCUACUGGAGGCGUGUCACCCCGAUGUUCCAACCAGAGCAUUUGCCCUGAGGAACUUGACCCAAAUGGUGCGAUCCAAAGACCAAGAAAUUGUACAAGCCCAGGAGAAAGUCCUAACUCUCUUCCUUGAAAACUUGGAGCAUGAGGACUCCUUUGUCUACCUGUCAGCCAUUCAAGGACUUGCUUCAUUGGCUGAUUUCUAUCCUGAGAGAAUUCUGGAAAGGCUCCUGAAAGACUUUCAACAUGGUUCCUCGCUCUCCACAUCCAAUAAGGGCCACUCCUUGGAAUUUCGCCUUAAAAUGGGUGAAGUCCUAAUGAGGGCAAGCAGAGCUAUGGGGGAGUUGGCACCCCACAUCGGUCGUCCCCUGCUGUCGGUGUUCCUGAGAGGAACCAGAGACUCUGACCAAAGCAUCCGUGCCAGCAGUCUCUCUAAUCUGGGAGAACUGUGCCAGAGACUGGACUAUGCACUGGGUCCGCUGGCUCAGGAGAUGAGCUCCUGUCUUACUGCCUUGAUAAAGACAGAGAAAGAAGCAGAGGUGAGGAGAGCUGCUGUUCACGUUAUCACCCUACUGCUCCGAGGCCUCAGUGACAAAACCACCCAGGUCCUCAGCGAUGUUCUGCUGGACCUGUACCGAGCACUUAAGUGGGUCGUUCGAUCUGACCCGGAUGAGGUCGCCGUGCUUCAUGCCCAGCUCGCUCUUGAGGAGCUGGACGACAUUAUGCGAUGCCUCAUCUUCCCAAAACAGAAGCUGGAGAAGAAGAUAGUUGUCUUGCCGUAAAACUUGGAUUUUUUUUUUUUACCCCCAGUAUUACGUUUUCUCCCCCCCCCCCCCCUCCAAGCACAAUGAUAGACUCUGACAUAUUUAGGACCCCACAGAAUCAUUGUGCGUCACCAUAAAUCUCUUGGCUCAUAGAGUUAGUAAAGUUGAACACCCCAAAUAAUCAGUCCCCCAAAAUCAAAUGGUGUAUAAUAUUAGUUUGUGUUACUGUGUGCUCAUAACAAAACCAAAUAUUCAUGAUAAGUGGAACACAUUUAAAAACUAAAAAUAAAUCAGCACAGGUUCCAUGACUUAUCCCUAUUUAACAUGGGACAUUUCAAGCUGGAUUUGAAUAAAUUUCCCAUGGAAUGAUUGAAGACACCGAAUGUACCAGAAAUGGUCCACCUCACUUGACAUAAAGGACUACAAGAGAAUUGAUCUGCUUAACCGGCCGGCUUUGAGGGGCGUCAACCCCCCACUGUGUUUGUAGCAAAUCAAUUCCUUUGUAGAAUAUUGUAAUUGGUCUUGUUUCUCCAACUGGAUGCCGACUUUGUUUGAAAAUCAUGUAAGUAAUCCAUUAGGAAUGAAUUUUGGAGUAUUGUCAUACAUUUAGACUGAAUUAGAAGGUAGGGGUGGUUGGCUCUAAAUAAAUACACCCAAAUGAC